GUGAGCAAUAGUUUUGAAUUAUUUAGCUUGUCGGACGAUUGUCGCCAAUUGUCGCUAAUUUUCCGCUUUCGGCGAAACCGGAGUUUUGCUUGCAGCUGCCAACCCGAUAGAAAAACUCACAAGUUUGCUAACUUUUACAUCAUGGGAGAAAAGAAUGUUUCCCUCAAAGGGAACUCAACUGCUGUUACCAUCAACACGUUGGCAGGCUUUCUAGUUGAAACAAACACAUUCUCUCAGAAAGAAAUCAGAAAGUCGUCCCCUCUAGCUCACAUGCCUGAACUUGUCCAGCCGGCUCUCAUCGGGGGAGGGGAGCGUGAUAUUAAGGAAGCUCAUGUCGAAGCCUUGGUGGACCAAAUUUCCAUUCUACAGCUCAAAAGUCGGAAUCAAUCAGUUGAGAAAGACAAUCUAGAAAAGCAAGUUUCUAUCAUGAAUGAAGUCGUGUGUCGAACCGAAAUGGACCAUAAAAAGCAAAUACAAAUAUUGGAAGGCCUAGCGCAAGAGCACCAAAGUGUUGUUCGAACUGUUAUGCAAGAGAAAGUGAUUCUACAGGUACAAGUCGACGAUCUCAAAGAAGAGAGGGAGUCGUUGAAAGCUGGAAUUGUGCAGCAGCGAAUGACACUCGAAGUAGCUCUGGAACAGCUAGCGUACUUUGAAAAGUUCUUGAACGAGAAGGGGCCCAUUUCGUUGGUUGAAAACGAUUCCCAGCAAAAAUCGAAAGAUAUAGUCCUGAACGCCAAACUGGUUCCAGCACGCGAUGGGCCUUUUUCUGAAGAUUUAGGGACGAUUUCAAUGGAAAAUAGAAAAGAAGUCGUUUCGAUAGCAGGUGAAUGUGAGAAAUUUUUGUCUUCCGAGGGAGCGGAAGCAGGAUCCUUGCUUACAUCGCGCGGUCAUCAAGAAGCAGAUAGCAUCAAAAACAGACAAAAUACACAACCCGACAAUAAAUCUCUGGCAACGUCGACGGAGUUCAAUUCGUCACGACCGACUUUGAACCAAGAAGCUCCGUACCACCCGAUGAGACCUUCGUUCCGAGUAACACCUUCCAAUACCGAAGGACGGGAGAUUGAGGACGGAAGACCGGACGUCACUGAAAAAACGAGACCGGAACAAACAGCCUUCCUGACUCUUCCAAUCUCAUCCGACUCCUUCAGCAAGCCUGCCAACAAUAGUGUCGAUCUUACCUUGAGUCGGAGCACAAGUGAUACACUAGGACUUUCCUCAAGUGAAUCGGACACAUUUCAGCCCUUUCUGGACACAGGAUCCCAGAACUUACAAUCACAGCACGAGCCACUCGGAGCAAACAUCACGGAUUCCAAGGAAAAGACGCUGUCAUACAGCAAGGGUUCAUCUGGGUCUUCCGUAUCUUCGCGCAUGUCGUAUAGUUCUUCCACUUUUUCUUGCCGUCUGCACAUUCCAUACCAGCCUCGAACUGGACGACGACUCUUGACCGGGACUGUUUUUAUGCGGAAUAUCUUCUAUCGUUGGCAACCAUUCUACGCCAUUCUAUAUCAGUGCCAAUCAUGCUAUUAGUUGAGACUCUCACAGUCUCCCGAAAUGAUGGAUCCCCGAAUAUACGAUCUGGUUUCACGACGUUCGUCUUACGCAGUUGUCCAUGCAAAGAUAGAGAAGUCGUCCUACUCGCAUUGCUUCCGUGUCGACGUCGAUAAUCAUGAUCCCAAAGCGCCCAGUAU
Molecule: messenger RNA, 1688 nt
Organism: Phaeodactylum tricornutum CCAP 1055/1
Lineage: Eukaryota; Bacillariophyta; Bacillariophyceae; Surirellales; Neidiaceae
Exons: 1
Coding region: 142-1527 (461 amino acids)
Source: RefSeq, a predicted model, not a curated record